Messenger RNA from Ipomoea triloba (trilobed morning glory), 1549 nucleotides. Its product is annotated as serine carboxypeptidase-like 11. The transcript has 14 exons. Bases 22 to 1377 code for a protein of 451 amino acids. NCBI's taxonomy places the organism in Eukaryota, Viridiplantae, Streptophyta, Magnoliopsida, Solanales, Convolvulaceae. Gene Ontology annotation, biological process: secondary metabolic process; proteolysis. Gene Ontology annotation, molecular function: serine-type carboxypeptidase activity; acyltransferase activity, transferring groups other than amino-acyl groups. The record is from RefSeq and is a predicted model, not a curated record.
AUUAAAUUAAAUUUGACGAAAAUGUUAUUUGCAAAUCUUUUGCGACGAAGAAGCAGCAGUUCUCUUCCUUUGCUUCUAGGAACCGUCGUCGUUUUAUGGUUUUGCUCUUCACAUCAUGUUACAGCAACAGGCUCUAAGGUGGAGUAUCUCCCAGGGGUUCAACCUGAAGGGCCUCUUCCAUUUGAACUUGAAACCGGAUAUAUAGGUGUUGGGGAAUCGGAAGAUAUACAACUUUUUUAUUAUUUUGUAAAGUCUGAAUCAAAUCCCAGUAUUGAUCCUAUUGUGCUUUGGAUUUCUGGUGGUCCCGGAUGCUCUUCUUUUGUUGCAAUGACCGAAGAAUUGGGGCCAUUGUUAUUUGAUCUACCAAAGAAUAACUGGAGUUUGCCUACAUUGUCACUAAAUCCUUUUUCAUGGACAAAGGUUGCAAGCUUUAUCUUUCUAGAAUUACCUGUAAGAACAGGAUUUUCGUAUGUUAAAAGUUCAAAACAAUAUAGAGUGAAUGAUGUAGAAACAAGUUAUCAAGCAGCCGAAUUUAUUCGCAAGUGGUUAGAAGAUCAUUUUCAAUAUCAAUCCAACUCAUUCUAUGUUGGUGGAGACUCAUAUUCUGGUAUUACGGUUCCAAUGGUUGUUCAAGCAAUAUCAGAUGGGAUUGAUGCAAGAUUUAAGCCACUCAUUAAUCUUAAGGGCUACUUAAUUGGCAAUGGCGUCACAAUUCAAGCUGACAACAACUUCGAUGAUACUUUCCAAACGGCUCGCGGAUUUAGUCUUCUUUCAAUCGAACAGUAUAAGUCAGCGGUAGCUUGUAAGGGGAAAGAUUGCUUGGAUGAGCUCGGUAGACUGACUACUGGGGAACAUUAUUAUUGGCCUAAUGUUGUUGGAGAAGAAAACGAUGCUAAGAGGUUCCGUGGGUACAACGUACAUGCCUUUGAUCGUCAUUUAAUAUUUAAGGCUGCACUAAUUGCAUCUCAGUGGAUGAAUCAUGAUAAUGUUCUGGAGGCCCUGCAUGUUCGGAAGGGAUGCGGUGAAAAAUGGGCUAAAUGCAGGAUACCUUUGCAUUAUGAAAGAACUGUGCACGACACUAGACCAUAUCAUGCAAAUCUUAGCACAAAAGGUUACAGAUCUCUUAUAUACAGUGGAAAUGCUGAUUUGUAUGUGACUUCACUUUCUACUGAAAGAUGGACAAAAUCAUUAAAUUAUUCUAUCAUUGAGGAUUGGCGACCUUGGUUGAUAAACAAUCGAAUUGCUGGAUAUACAAGGACCUUCUCUAACAACAUGACAUAUGCCAAAAUCCUGGGAUCAGACCACAUUGCUCCAACAAUAACACCUGCUGAUUGCUUCAUUAUGUUUAAAAGAUGGAUAUCACAUGAACAACUUUAAUUUUGAUUGACAAUGGUAAAAUCUACGUUAGAAGUAUGUUUCCUUCAAAAACAUAUGAGCAUAUGGCUAUACUUAAGUUUUAUUUUGUACUAGUGAAUUCAUGUCAAAAAAUACAAAAUAUUAUUAUAAUAUUAUUGUAAUGAAUAAAUUACUGCGGAGUACACUUUUAAAA